Messenger RNA from Hypoxylon trugodes, 2670 nucleotides. Its product is annotated as glycoside hydrolase family 36 protein. Gene Ontology annotation, molecular function: alpha-galactosidase activity. Lineage: Eukaryota; Fungi; Ascomycota; Sordariomycetes; Xylariales; Hypoxylaceae. Bases 129 to 2366 code for a protein of 745 amino acids. Gene Ontology annotation, biological process: carbohydrate catabolic process. The record is from RefSeq and is a predicted model, not a curated record. The transcript has 3 exons.
AGCUACAUCGCUUUAAUUAUACCCGAAGGAUGAAGAAAUAUAAAGAAUGCGCACCUAUAACCAGCCGCGCGAGCAAGUCGCGAAACGCUUGGAUCCAUAGCUUCCGUUAAACACGGGAACUAGGAAAAAUGAAGGCUCAAAACAUCCUUGCUGUGAGCGUUCUUGGCUGUUCGUUCGGAUUGUGUCAAGAUAAUGUGAACUGGAUCUCCGUGAACGAGGACAACCCAUCCUUUAGCCUGUCUUCCUCUAAUAUCUCCUACCAAUUCCACGUCGAUCCGUUAACAUUGGACUUGGUCCACGAUCAUUGGGGCGCAUACGCAGCUGAAACCGUUCCAGAUUUUGACGGCGUGAUAUCUGGAUGGGGUGGACCAUACACCUACCGUCGACGCGAGUUUCCUGACCUUGGCCGUGGCGAUUUUCGAGUGCCGGCGAUCCAUAUUCAACAUUCUGAUGGUGAUACCGUCUCGGCGUUUUCCUACACGGGCUAUGAUGUUAGUGCUGGUAAGCCGUCCCUGCCUGGUUUGCCAGCCACGUUCGGCGGCGAGGGAGAUGUAUCAACACUUAUCGUACAUUUAUACGAUAACUACUCGAAUAUCUCGGCCGAUCUAUACUACUCUAUAUUUCCCCGAUAUAAUGCAAUCGCACGCAGCUUCCGAAUCACAAACAAUGGCAGUCAAGAUGUAACCAUUCUAAGAGCUAGUAGUUGGAGUGUGGAUAUGCCAAAUGAGGAGCUAGAAAUGAUUGAUCUUCAUGGUGACUGGGCAGCGGAGACGCGCAUCAAUAGACGGUCGGUCGUUUAUGGGGAACAAGGCUUUCGAUCUUCAGUAGGCUACUCGUCGCAUUUUCAUAACCCCUUCCUUGCUUUGGCGCCUCCAAGUACUACCGAAUCGCUCGGCCCCGCUAUUGGUUACUCUCUGAUUUAUACUGGUUCAUUCUCGGCCGAUGUUGAGCGCUGGUCUACUGGCUGGGUUCGAGUUCUUCUUGGUCUCAAUCCCUUGCAUCUGUCAUGGCCCGUAGCUCCAGGAGAUACAUUUACCUCGCCCGAGGUAGUUUCUGUCUAUUCUGAACAUGGGUUAGGCGGAAUGUCCCGGUCUUUCCACUCGCUUUAUAAGAACCAUUUAUCCCGAUCAAAUUACACAUUCGAGACUCGACCGCCAUUGUUAAACUCUUGGGAGGGUCUUGGUUUCGAUUUUAACCAGACUUCGAUGGUUAAUCUGGCCGAACAGGCGGCGGAGCUUGGUUGUACCUUGUUUGUCAACGAUGACGGAUGGUUUGGUACGGAUUAUCCACGCAACAAUGACAGUCUAGGUCUUGGCGACUGGACCCCUAACCCAGCUAAAUUUCCCGAUGGCCUCGGUCCUUAUGUUGAGCAGGUAGACAACAUUACUAUCAAGAACUCAUCGGAGCAUAUGGAAUUCGGAUUAUGGGUUGAGCCUGAAAUGGUCAACCCCGACUCGGAUUUGUAUAAACAGCACCCAGAAUGGUGUAUGCACGCGGGCACCCACAAUCGUACAUUGCAAAGGAAUCAACUUGUCUUGAACCUCGGCCUUUCAGAAGUUCAGGAGUAUAUCAUUACAGUCAUAGAGAGAAUCCUAGAUUCUGCUCCUAUUCGGUACAUUAAAUGGGACAAUAAUCGUGGUAUGCAUGAGAUGCCAUCCCCUUCCGCAAACCACGCCUACAUGCUAGGAUUAUAUCGUGUUAUUGAUAAUCUCACGACUGCGCAUCCUGAAGUCUUGUGGGAAGGAUGCGCCUCUGGCGGGGGAAGAUUUGAUCCCGGGUUGCUUCACUAUUGGCCACAGAGUUGGACAAGCGAUGACACGGACGGCUUGGAGCGCCUGUACAUUCAAUUUGGGACGUCAUAUCCUUAUCCUCCCUCAUCUAUGGCUUGCCAUGUAAGCGCCGUCCCGAAUCAUCAAACUGGUCGGACCACCCCCUUGGCUUUCCGAGCAGCUGUAGCCUCUAUGUGCGGAUCUUUUGGCUUCGAGUUAGAUCCUUCCACGCUAGACCAAGACGAACUCGACGCGAUUCCAUCACUCAUUGCUACUCAACAGAAGAUUAAUCCUAUUGUGAUCAAUGGCGACUUCUAUCGUCUGGCGCUUCCUGAUCAAUCUAACUGGCCUGCAGCAAUGUUCGUUUCCCCAGAAGCUGAUUCGGCCGUUUUAUUCGCCUUCCAGAUUCGCUCUGCAUUGAAGCCGAUACCCCCUCCCCUAAAGUUACAGGGUUUAGACGCAAACGCCAAGUACAAAGUCGGCAAUGGGACUUGGGAACAAACAUGGUACGGAUCGACUCUGCUCAAUGUUGGGCUCAGUCUGGGUUGGCCACAGGCGGACUAUCAAAGCAUUAUCCUAACACUUGAUAAGCAGUAAAUAAAUUAACAAAGCAUGCUCAUAUAAUAAGCGCUUAUUCGAUAUCGGAGUAAACUUCUAAGACCGUAUAACGAGACCUUGCCUAUCCCCGUCGUAUUCAUUCCUGGCCCACGCCCCCUCACAACUUCCUUUAUAGGGAUUUCCAGUCAAAUGCCUUUUCCCAUGCGGCGGCAACCUUCAGGCAAGUAGCAUCGCCAUAUUUGCGGCCUACUAUUUGCACCGCCGUGGGAAGCUUCACGCUUGGGUCCUCACGAGCAGGGACAAACCCAACUGGCAGCGAAAGAGCAGGAUGACCUGAAUCUAU